Penicillium verrucosum is the source of this 189-nucleotide messenger RNA. RefSeq lists its product as uncharacterized. The transcript has a single exon. The record is from RefSeq and is a predicted model, not a curated record. NCBI's taxonomy places the organism in Eukaryota, Fungi, Ascomycota, Eurotiomycetes, Eurotiales, Aspergillaceae. The coding region runs from base 1 to 189 and encodes 62 amino acids.
AUGCAUAUUGCGUUUGGAAUUGGGAGAUUCGGCGUCGGAAUCGAGGCUCAUAGAGUCGAGAUCGCUAGUCGGGUCUUUAGCUUCGCCCUUGUCGUCGUCUUACAAUGGAGCUCUGACAGUUCCGGAACCCGCCUAGUCAGGGCUAGCAUGCAAGGGCGCGUCAGCAGUAUCCGAAACUUCGACUUCUAG